GGCACUGACUGGCGCAACUGCUGGGCAGCACUGACUGGCGGCACUGCUGGGCUGCACUGAUGGGCACUGGUGGGUGGCACUGCUGGGCACAGGUGGGCGGCACUUCUGGGCGGCAUUGCUGGGCACAGGUGGGUGGCACUGCUGGGCAGAACUGGUGGGUGGCACUGCUGGGUACCGAUCAGGGCACUGAUCAUCAGUGCCCUGAUGAUCGGUGCCGAUCCCUGCUCUGAAAACUGCCAGUUCUCUGCAGUACUUUCCUCACGAUCUGACAGCAUGAGGAAAGUGCAACCGAGAACUGGCAAUUGCAU
Messenger RNA from Staurois parvus, 308 nucleotides. NCBI's taxonomy places the organism in Eukaryota, Metazoa, Chordata, Amphibia, Anura, Ranidae. The record is from the annotation of a GenBank genome assembly.